UAUGAACUCUAUUUUGAGAGAGAGAGAGAGAGAGAGAGAUGAGUACUGGCAAAACAAAGACUGUGUGUGUGACAGGAGCAUCUGGUUACAUAGCAUCAUGGCUCGUGAAGCUCUUACUACAGAAGGGUUAUACUGUUAAAGGCACUGUUCGUGACCCAAAUGAUCCAAAGAAAACAGAACACUUACUCUCGCUAGAUGGAGCAAAAGAAAGGCUUCAUUUGUUGAAAGCGGAUUUGUUAGAAGAAGGGGCUUUCGAUGAUGUAGUCGAUGGAUGUGUAGGUGUUUUUCAUACAGCAUCGCCUGCACAAUUCUCAGCCACUGAUCCACAGGCAGAAAUAGUUGAGCCUGCAGUGAAAGGAACACUCAAUGUUCUUAAAUCGUGCGCGAAAUUCCCCACUGUCAAGAGAGUAGUUUUAACAUCAUCUAUGGCUUCAGUAACGGGGACUGGAACCCCUCUGACAUCUGAUGUGGUUUUGGAUGAAACAUGUUACUCAGAUCCACUUCUUUGUGAGAAGAACAAGGAAUGGUAUCCUCUCUCAAAAACUUUAGCUGAGGAGGCUGCCUGGAAAUUUGCUGAAGUAAAUGGGAUUGACUUGGUGUCGAUGAAUCCAGGGCUUGCGAUUGGUCCACUCUUACAGCCAACUCUUAAUCUUUCUGUCGAGAUAUUUCGUAAUCUCAUAAGCGGGAUCCAAACAUCGAAUAAAAAUUACAGAUUCGUUGAUGUUAGAGACGUUGCCUCUGCUCAUAUUCAAGCAUUUGAAGUUCCUUCAGCUAGUGGCAGAUAUUGUUUAGUUGGCCAUGUUGCUGACAGUCCGGACACACUCAAGAUUUUACAACAAUUUUACUCCACUUUGUGCCUUCCUGAGUUUGGCAAUCCUUCAAACUCGAAGUAUCAAGUGUCCAUGGAGAAAGCAAAAGGUUUGGGAAUCACUUUCCUUCCUCUGGAAACAAGUCUUAGGGACUCGGUUGAAAGCCUCAAGGAGAAGGGUUUCCUCAAGAUUUGAAUUGUGCAACUUAUAAACACCUGUGAAUUUGAUGCACGAGUCGGUUUAAUUUUGGCAAAUAAAGUCUGUCUUCUGCUGAAGUACCCCAAGAGAUGCUGAAGAUUAUAUUAUUCCUGUUAAGAAUGUUGAAAGUAAUCGCAAAAGUUUGGCUCUUGGGCUUGAAAUUUU
Malus domestica (apple) is the source of this 1172-nucleotide messenger RNA. RefSeq names its product phenylacetaldehyde reductase-like. Lineage: Eukaryota; Viridiplantae; Streptophyta; Magnoliopsida; Rosales; Rosaceae. The record is from RefSeq and is a predicted model, not a curated record. Gene Ontology annotation, molecular function: oxidoreductase activity, acting on the CH-OH group of donors, NAD or NADP as acceptor.